UUCAAUUUUGCCUCCUUAAAGCAACAAUGAGCGGCUGUCGUGUAUUCAUUGGACGUCUGAACCCUUCCGCCAGGGAGAAAGAUGUUGAAAGGUUUUUCAAAGGAUACGGUCGCAUCAGAGAUAUUGACCUAAAAAGAGGAUUUGGCUUUGUGGAAUUCGAGGAUUCCAGAGAUGCUGAUGAUGCAGUUUAUGAACUUGAUGGCAAGGAACUUUGUAGUGAGAGAGUUACAAUAGAACAUGCAAGACUUCGUUCAAGAGGCGGUGGUGGUGGAGGAGGAAGGGGUAUUGGCAGGGGGAGAUACAAUGACAGAUUUAGUAGCCGCCGUCCACGUGGUGACAGAAGUGCACCACCCAUUAGGACUGAAAACCGCCUCAUUGUUGAAAAUCUCUCGUCCAGAGUCAGCUGGCAGGAUUUAAAAGACUUCAUGAGACAAGCUGGAGAAGUAACAUUUGCUGAUGCGCACAGACCAAAGCUUAACGAAGGGGUGGUUGAGUUUGCAUCAUACAGUGACCUGAAAAAUGCUAUAGAUAAACUUUCUGGCAAAGAGAUCAAUGGCAGAAAAAUCAAGCUGAUUGAAGGCAACAAACGGCACAGUAGGUCAAGGAGCAGGUCUCGCUCCCGUAGCCGAAGCUCAUCCCGUUCUCGCAGUCGUUCCCGCUCCAGAAGCCGAAAGUCUUACAGCCGUUCCCGUAGCCGCAGUCGUACCCCUCGUAGCCCUCGCAGCCCACGCAGCAACCGUAGCAAAUCCAGGUCUGCUAGUAGGUCUCCCGUGCCAGAGAAGAAACAGAAGGGUGGCUCUAAAAGUCCAUCUAAAUCCCCAGCUUCUGUUGAUCGCCAAAGGUCGAGGUCAAGGUCUCGGUCUCGUUCUCGGUCGGUUGAUAGCAGAAACUGAACAUUUACCGUCCUUUUCCAUCCUUCUUGAACACCCCCCCACCACCCAAAAAAAUAAAUACUUGCUGACUUGCGGUAAGUAUGUGACUUGGUUGAGUGCAGGAUUCAGCAGUGACAUUUUAAAACCAUGAGGACAUCGAUACUGCUUCCUGGUUCCAUAUUGUAUAGUUUGUAAGUGCUGUUUUUUUUUUUUUUUUCCCUUCCCCCAACAUUUGUAAAUAUUUUUAUUUUUGGAGGGGUUUUGUCUGAGGCCCCAAAUGGCUGUACAUAAAGCAUCGAUUCA
Messenger RNA from Spea bombifrons (plains spadefoot toad), 1175 nucleotides. RefSeq names its product serine/arginine-rich splicing factor 5. Bases 27 to 893 code for a protein of 288 amino acids. Gene Ontology annotation, cellular component: cytoplasm; nucleus; ribonucleoprotein complex. The record is from RefSeq and is a predicted model, not a curated record. Gene Ontology annotation, molecular function: mRNA binding. The transcript has 7 exons. NCBI's taxonomy places the organism in Eukaryota, Metazoa, Chordata, Amphibia, Anura, Pelobatidae.